Arvicanthis niloticus (Nile rat) is the source of this 1643-nucleotide messenger RNA. Lineage: Eukaryota; Metazoa; Chordata; Mammalia; Rodentia; Muridae. The record is from RefSeq and is a predicted model, not a curated record.
CGCUGCGAGGCGCGGGCGGAAGUGGCGACGCUGGCGUCCCGGGAGGCGGCGGGCGGCGACAGCCCGGGCGCGGACGCCCUCGGCGCGGGCUGGGGCAUCACCAAGGGCCUCGACCCCGAAAUGGCGCUGCUGGCCGAGCACUUGCUCAAGCCGCUGCCCGCAGACCGGCAGAUCGAGACCGGGCCCUUCCUGGAAGCGGUGGCCCACCUGCCGCCCUUCUUCGAUUGCCUUGGGUCGCCGGUGUUCACGCCCAUCAAGGCGGACAUAAGCGGUAACAUCACCAAAAUCAAAGCCGUAUAUGACACCGACCCAGCCAAGUUCAAGACCCUGCAGAACAUCCUGGAGGUGGAGAAAGGGAUGUAUGGGGCAGAGUGGCCCAAAGUGGGGGCCACCCUGGCGCUGCUGUGGCUGAAAAGGGGCCUGCGCUUCAUCCAGGUGUUCCUGCAGAGCAUCUGCGAUGGGGAGCGGGAUGAGAACCACCCCAACCUCAUCCGAGUCAACGCCAACAAGGCCUAUGAGAUGGCCCUAAAGAAGUACCAUGGCUGGCUGGUGCAGAAGAUCUUCAAGGCUGCCCUGUAUGCAGCACCAUACAAGUCUGACUUCCUAAAGGCGCUCUCCAAGGGGCAGAACGUGACGGAGGAGGAGUGCCUGGAGAAGGUCCGUCUCUUCCUGGUCAACUACACGGCCACCAUAGACGCCAUCUACGACAUGUACACCAAGAUGAAUGCAGAGCUGGACUACACGGUGUAGACUCCGGGACACACAGCCCCACAUGGGCACAAGCAACCCCAUCACUGUGAAUCAAGCUGGGAUCCCCAGCUCAGCUCGGCUGGCCAGCCUGGGUCUGCAGGGGCGGCCUUAGCUUGUUAGAGGUCUUUUGUUUUCUUGGUUUUGUUGUCUUGGCCUAUCCUAACAGAGCAAUAAACACGUUCCACUCACUCAAAGGCUUUGCCAGCAGCUCAGGCUGAGCCAGGCCUUCCAGUGUGGUUUAAACCGAUUAACUUGCUAACGAUGAAUUCCUAGGGUUUUGUCUUUUCCUCCCCUCCCUAGCUCAGGAGGAACCCGGCUCAGGGGAGACAUACACCUCACCCAGGAAAGAAGCCUGGUCCAUCUGGCCCAAGGGUGUCUUGGAUGUUUGAAGGACAGUGAAAUCUGACUGGAAGUUCAGCAGGGGCCACACAGGGCCGCAUGGCUGGCAUAACCAGCCCUGUUCUCUCUCUUUUUCUCUCCCUCUGUCUCUUGUCAGACAGGUUUCUGGUUUUUUUUUUUUUCCUGAAAUGUACCAGCAAGCCUUUUCCAACGACUGACACGGCACACACAGGCGACCAUACGUGACUGUGUUUGCAUUCUUCUGCAUAAUGACUUUCUUCAGGGUCGGGCUCUUCCAGCCUAAGAAACUGCCUGACCUGGGAGUCCUCCAGCUGCGGAGACCCAAGAAACUGCCCUGCUGCCUUAACCACCCGUCCUUCUGGAGCUAAAAGAGCUAUAUUUUUUCAAGUAUCAGGGUAAACACACCCUGAAAGAAUUGAUGUAUGUUAAAAAAGAAAAGAAAAGAAAAACAAACCCAAUGAGGAACAAUUGGUGAUUUUUAUGCAGAAACUAAAUAAUCUUUAAUAAAUAAAUCUAUAUUUUGAAAUCACAUC